This is a messenger RNA of Cercopithifilaria johnstoni, 282 nucleotides long. The record is from the annotation of a GenBank genome assembly. Lineage: Eukaryota; Metazoa; Nematoda; Chromadorea; Rhabditida; Onchocercidae.
AUGAACAGCGCCAGCGGCGUGAAAAUGCGCGAAGAUACACGGAGAGGCUCUGACAUUACCCACAGCACAGAUGGCCAUUGCACGCGCUACGAAAUUAUCCUAUCCUAUCUUGCCUUAUCUCUUACUUUUAUCAAAUACGUUCUUGCCUCUUCAACUCACUCACAACAGAAACUUGAGCUAUUCCGCAUUGUACGAAUUGCUUACGAACUGAGAAUUAGACCUGCUAUUUUAACAAUGACAACAAGUUUUAAAGAGCAAGGAAAGGAUGAAGGGGUGGUAUAG